Molecule: messenger RNA, 2842 nt
Organism: Egretta garzetta (little egret)
Lineage: Eukaryota; Metazoa; Chordata; Aves; Pelecaniformes; Ardeidae
Gene: TTC27
Product: tetratricopeptide repeat domain 27
Exons: 21
Coding region: 1-2688 (895 amino acids)
Molecular function (GO): protein binding
Source: RefSeq, a predicted model, not a curated record
AUGCGAGUCCCAGCCUCCAUCCUGGCUAUAGCUGCAGUUCAGGCUGUCCUGAAAAACCUCGCAAAUGUUUGCUGGCACCAUUCCACGGCAGUGGUUCAAGAGGAAAUGGAGGUGACACGGCAGACCAAAAACUACUGGCCAGCAGCAGGACUGCAGGAAAGGAAGCGCUAUGUCUGCCAAUGGGACCCAUCCGCACAACUAGCAUGUUGUCGCUGCGCAAGUCUCAACUGGAGUUUGACCAAAAGUGGAUCAUUGUUGCAGUUGAUUUUUGAUGGGAAAUAUGAGGCCAUAUUUUCCAAUUCAGCCAUCCGGAAUGUUUUCAGUGCAUCUUCUGUGACAGAGGAGAACAUUGACAGUUACUUGGAGAAGCAGAUCCUAGCAUACCUGGACUGUUCUGCAGAGGUUGAUAAUGUGGAAAGGCAGAGGCUGAUGUUUCUACUUGGUGUGGGCAGUUUGCAGCUCUUUGUUCAAAGCAAUUGGACUGGGCCUCCUGUUCAGUUAAAGCUUCAGGACUUUUUGCCACCUGCAUUGUUACAGAAGUUCUCUGAGCCAAAAAUGCUGCACGCAGCUAUUCUGAAGAAGCUGGUUCUAGAUGGUGAAUCGGUCUACACCUUGACUUCUCAUCCAGUUUUGCUGCUUAUAGCCAGGAUAAUCCUUGUGAAUUCAAGACACAAACUUGCAUCUCUUCAGACAUUAUCUUGGUGGACUCUAAGAUAUGUGAAUAUUCACCAGCAGUUGUUGGAGGAGAGAUCACCUGAACUAUUUACUCUUGCCCAGGCCUGUAUAAAAGAAGUGACAGAAGCAGAAACUUUGCUCACGGGUGGUGAAAGCUGGCACUUGGCAGUUCAGUUCCACCUUGAGUGUGCCUAUACUUUUUUGUAUUACUAUGAGUAUAAAAAAGCUAAACAGUGUUUCAAUAUGGCUAAAGACAUAACAAAACUGCAGAUUAAUCUUACAGGUGCUUUGGGGAAGAGAACACGAUUUCAGGAAAAGUAUGUUGCACAGCUUAUUUUGGAUGUCCAAAGAACAGAUGAAUUCCUCCUUCCUCACAGUGAACUAAGUCCAGCUCCAACACCUCUAGAAAACUUAACAAUGAAUUAUGAUUUAAAUGAUGAUACAGUGCUUAAUGAGAUAAAAUUAGCAGAUGCUGAUCAGUACCAGGUACCUGAUUUAUGUGCAGAAGAGCUUGCUGUAAUCCUUGGAAUAUGUAUAGACUUCCAAAAGAACAAUCCAAUACACAAAUUAACUGAAGAGGAACUUCUGGCUUUUACUUCAUGCUUGCUCUCUCAGCCAAAGUUCUGGGCCAUUCAGACAUCAGCCUUACUCCUUCGGACCAAGCUUGAGAAACGAAGUACUCGCAGAAUGGAACGGGCAAUGAAGCAGACUCAGGCACUUGCAGACCAAUUUGAAGAUGCAAGUACGUUGGUAUCUGAACGCAUGAAGAUUUUCUACUGUUGUCAGGUGCCUCCACAUUGGGCCAUACAGCGUCAGCUUGCAAGCUUACUCUUUGAGCUGGGAUGCACCAGCUCUGCCUUACAGAUAUUUGAGGAGCUGGAAAUGUGGGAAGAUGCAGUCGUCUGCUAUGAAAGAGCAGGACAGCAUGGAAAGGCAGAAGAAAUACUCAGGCGGGAGCUAGAGAAAAAGGAAACACCAGGAUUAUAUUGUUUGCUUGGUGAUGUUCUUAAAGACCACCAGUACUAUGACAAGGCCUGGGAGCUCUCCAGGCACCGCAGCGCCCGUGCCCAACGCUCCAAAGGCCUCCUCCAUCUCCGCAACCGGGAAUUCAGGGAAUGUGUGGAGUGCUUUGAACGUUCCGUGCAGAUCAACCCUAUGCAGCUAGGUGUAUGGUUUUCCUUGGGCUGUGCAUACAUUGCUUUAGAAGGCUACGAAGGUGCUGCCAAAGCAUUUCAGCGCUGUGUGACAUUGGAACCAGAUAAUGCUGAGGCCUGGAACAAUUUAUCAACUGCUUAUAUCAGAUUAAAACAGAAAAUCAAAGCAUUUCGAACCCUCCAAGAAGCUCUCAAGUGCAACUAUGAGCACUGGCAAAUAUGGGAGAACUAUCUUCUCACUAGUACAGAUGUUGGAGAGUUUUCAGAAGCAAUUAAAGCUUAUCACCGGCUCAUGGACUUAAGAGAAAAGUACAAGGAUACACAGGUGCUGGCUAUUCUGGUCAGAGCGGUAGUGGAUGGUAUGGCAGAUCGCGCUGGAGAGGUAGCGAGUGGAUUGAAGGGGAAAUUGCAAGAGCUCUUGGGCAGAGUGACUUCACGAGUGACAAAUGAUGCGGAGAUCUGGAGACUUUAUGCACAACUUCAUGGAAACGGACGGAAUGGUAGUGGUGAAGAUAUUGAAAAGUCACUGCAGUGUCUCACUAAGGCACAUAAAUGUGAGAUUCAAUCAAGUGAUUGGGAGAAAGAUGUUUCUUCUUUUAAGGAAGUGGUGAAAGGAGCCAUAGAGAUUGCACACGUGGCUAUAAAAUGCAGCGAGAACAAAUCUAAUCAUCAGGAAGCCUUGCAGAUACUUUCUUCAGCUCGGCUCAACUUACGUGGCUUGUCAUCCAAAGCGAAGCAACUUUACGUAGAUGUGACAAGUAAUGAGGUUCACAGUGAGAUAGCGGAUGAGGUGACAACUAUGGACAACAUGAUUGCUAAACUUCAGGAACUGAGCAACCAGCUGAGAAACCAGUGCUGACAUACGGACCGGAUUUCGUGACAGGAAGACAAUAACGACAUGUUUCUUUUGCCACAGCUUUUGCUGAUGAAAUGACAACAUACACAGUGUGGAGGAUGGAGAGGCAAGAGCUGGCCCACUGUUCAGGAGACACUGGCUUUUCAAAACAGAUAAC